This is a messenger RNA of Carassius auratus (goldfish), 5441 nucleotides long. Its product is annotated as intermediate conductance calcium-activated potassium channel protein 4-like. Lineage: Eukaryota; Metazoa; Chordata; Actinopteri; Cypriniformes; Cyprinidae. Gene Ontology annotation, biological process: potassium ion transport. Gene Ontology annotation, cellular component: membrane. The record is from RefSeq and is a predicted model, not a curated record. Gene Ontology annotation, molecular function: small conductance calcium-activated potassium channel activity; calmodulin binding. The transcript has 7 exons. Bases 3572 to 4042 code for a protein of 156 amino acids.
GACAGAUGGUAACCAAGCUCAUGUCUAUGUGUUUGUUGUCAGGGUGUGGCAUGUACUGCUAUGUUGGUAGCAGUCAUGACUAAGAAACUGGCGCUUAACAAAGGGGAGAAACAUGUGCAUUUCUUCAUGAUGGACAUUCAGAUCUCCAAGCGGACUUGGAGACAAGAUGGAAUGCUAACUCAACAGGUGUGUUUAUUAACAGUUUUGUAGCAAUGGAUAAUGGCAGAGAUGGAGAGCAUACAUAAAAUUGAUGAGAUGAUGGAGAUUGCCAGGAGCUGGGGACAGGUGAGUAUAGAAGGUUUGGAGUGAAAAGAUUGAGGGAGACACUAGAAGACACGAGGGAGACAAAACAAAUCUCUGAAUGAGGUAAGUAGAAGAUCGCAGGUAAGACGAACAUACAUUUUGAGUCCUUAAUCCACAAUGGAGACCAAACAAUGAAGAAGUAAGGAGUGUGUGCUUUUAUAGCGGUGGCUGAGUGAUGAGAUCAUCUGUGACAGACUGAUUAGAAUUCUGGUGAUUGAGUGCGCUAUCUGAUGGGUGAGCCUGGUGUGGCCAUGACAGAACCCCCCUCUCCACGGCCUGCUCCUGAGGACCUCAAUGUCAUGGUGGAUGACCUCGACUAUGUGAUGCAUGGAACUCAGCUUUAAGAUUGGGGUCUAAGAUGUCAUGCCUGGGGACCCAAGAUCUAUCCUCUGGAACAUUGUUUUCCCAAUCAACAAGGUAUUCCAGCCAACAACUACAGCACCGGGAGUUCAAGAUCUCCUUGACUGCACAAACCAUUCCAUCCUCUACUACAAGAGUGGCAGUCCUGACGACUUUUGCGUCAAGCCUAAUCAAACAGACCUGGACAAGCUAAUCAAGGCCUGAAAGGUUGAAGUCUGCUGGACUGUGGCUCUCCAGGACCGGAGUAGCUAUCCUGGCUCUAGUACUAUUGGAAGAGGGGGAUCAAACACAGGACCAGGCUCUGUGGGAACAGGAGAAACAGGUGAGUGGUAAACUUUUAAGAGGUAAACAUUCUGUAGUGUGGAGGUAAUUUUAACUAAUAAGUGACCAGGUUGAUUUGGUGAAUGACCAGGAAGGAACCUGGGACUCAGCUUCUUGCAGGGGAGUCAUACUGGACAUUCUGGCCUGGUUGGAAAAUGGCUGUCUGGACAGCAGCAUGGUGUAUCUGAUGAUGAACAGCCCUCUGCCAAAGUUGGUGAGCUGAGUCCCAGACCCUCACGAUCUCCUGGAACCAGUGGGUCACAGAUGUCAGAACAGAAUAUUCCCAAGACCAGAGGAACAGUGGUGGCUGGUAAUCUAGUAUGCACUGGAGUGAGGCGAGACCCGUGGCUGGUUGAUGGAGUUUUGUGCGUAUUUGCCCAUGCGAAGUAACAAUUCCAGGAGUUCUGGUAGCUAUGGCAGAAGGUAUGGAGGAAAUGGCCUAUCUCAUGGAUUUUCUUUUCCUUUUGGCCAUUGCUUUGAGGGUGAUAACCAGAAGAAAGACUGACUAUGUCCUCUAGAAUGCUGUAGUUCUGGAAGACAUGAUUGAACAGCUGUUUCCAUUGCUGUUGGUAGGCCCUUGAGAGGAACCAGUUGACAGGCUUUAGAGAAUCUGUCUACCACAACAACAAUGUAGGUGAACCCCUCUGAGGCAAAUCCAUCACAAAAUCCACUCCUAGAUUUAACCAGGGGCACUGAGAAAUGGGAAGUGGAUUGGUAAGAGGAGAGGUGAUGGCACUAUAGUUAUUGGUGAAACGGCAAUACAAGUUGGAGAAACCAAGAAAUCACUGGGGCUCUUUAAUAGUAGUUGGCCCAGCUUCCUCUCAUCCAUUCUGAUACCACUGGAACUGAUGUAAUAUCUGAAGAACUGGAUGGAGGAAAGAUGGAAGGUAUAUUUCUUAGAUUUGAGAUACAGUUUGUGUUCACAGAGCUUCUUGAGGACCUUAGUAAUGUACUGGCGAUGUUCAGUCUUGUUUCAGGAGUACACUAGAAUGUCAUCAAUACACACCAGGACAAACUGAUGGAGGUACUCCCGGAACACCUUGUUCAUGUAUUCCUGGAAUGCGCACUGACUAGUCCAUAGGGCACGACCAAGUUCUCAUAGUGGACUUUAGGGGUCACAAAGGCAGUGUUCUACUCAUCCCCCUCAUGUACCUGGAUGAGGUCCAACUUGGUGAAGAUUCAAGUUCUGCAAAGUUGUUCCAGGGUUGCAAGUAUGAGAGGAAGAGGGUAAUGGAAUUUAAUGGUUAUCUUGUUGAAUGUCUGGUAAUCUAUGCAAGGAUGCAAGCCUCUGUCCUUCCUGGAAACAAAUAAAAAGUUGAAAGCAGCAGGGGAAGUGGAAUGACAGAGGAAGCCAAGCCUUGUUGCAAUGCCUCCUCAAUAUACUCUUCAAUGGCCUUCUGUUCAGGGAUGAAGAGAGGAUAUACCUUGCGUCUGGGCACUGGUUCACUGGGCAGGAUGUUAAUGGCACAGUCCCAUAGUCUAAGAGAUGGUAGUUGAGAGACUCGUUUCAGCCAGAAAACAUUGCUGACAUGGACAUGAGGGAAUAUCCACAGAUCACUUCUCUAUAGGGCUCUUGAUGGAAGUGAAGUUCCGAGGAAAAACUGAAGUCGGGGAGACUGGUCGAGGCAGAUUUGGGAAACACCUGGAGAAACAAUCCUUGCCAUACUUCAGGAGUUCACUGGUGGAUUACGAGAUGGAAGGUUCAUGUGAAAUGAGCCGGAGACACCCUAGAACGAUCCCAGUGGUAAAAUUCUCCAGAACCAAUAGGCAGAUGUCCUCAGUAUGUAGCUGACCAACCUGAAGUUGGAGUGAACCCAACAAGUAUCAAACUUUUCCCUGGCCAAAGGGACCACCAGUGAGUGGUGAGCUAAACCAUAUAGGUGAGUGGAUGUAUAUUAAUGGCAGAAUAGGAAACAACAUUCACCAUGGGUCUAGGAGGAUGGAUAGGAGUAGUGGACUCUGGCCACAAUAUAAACAUGUGUGGUCAAUCUGCAUGGACUCGGGGUAAGGUUCUGGAAAACUGGGAUACUCUGGCUGGUGAAAAAGAGGCAGUUUUUGGUACUGAUUAUCCUCCAUACAGUCCUUUGCUCUGUUGGUGACUCUGAUGGACAGUUGAAUAAAGUGCUCAAGCCCUGUGGUGCCAUCGUAAGCCCCAAGAUGCAGCCCCAGAGAGUUAUCCAAUCCUUGGCAGAAGGUGGUUAACAGCAAGCAUUCAUUACAUCUGCUAUAAGUGUGCUGGACUGGCCAUGGGACUGGCACUGUAGAUGGGUGCCAGAGAUGUCGCUUGUGAGAAAGCAGGUGCUGAUGGUGCAGUGGGAGUGGGAAUGGUUUUGCUGAGGACCUUGUGGAGAAAAGCCACCAGCUUCUGGAAGGGAUCCACAACUGCCAGGUUCAUGCUGUUAUAGCCUGGUCUUCUGUUAUGGAAUACCAGACUCUGAGAGAAGAUGGAAUGUUAACCCAACAAAUGUGUUUAUUAACAGUUUUGUAGCCAACCUGUUGGCAGGUGAGUCUUUGGUGAAGUAAUGAAAAUAAUGAUGUUUUCCUUGUUUAACCAGAGUUGGAGAACACACAAAGAAUUAAUGAGAUUAUGGAGAUUACCAGGAGCUGGGGACAGGUGAGUAUAGCAGGAUUCGAGUUAGGAGAUAGAGGGAGACACUGGAGAAGACAAGGGAGACAAAAAAAAUCUUGUAAGGAGAUCCGGCACGCAGCAGCCAAUGUACUAAGAGAAUGUUGGCUGCUGCAUCGCACCACCCAUACAAAGGACAACAGUGGAGAGCAUCGUCAUCACCAGAGAUGCUUGCUGGAGGCCAUCCGUGUAUUUCGUCACUUGCGAUUGAAGCAGAGAAAGUUAAGGGAUUUUGCCAGUGAGAUGGUGGAUCUCUCGAAGAUGCAGAUGAUCAUGUGUGAUCUAAGUGCAAACUGGAACAGCUCUUACCUUGAGCUUGAGCAGCGAAUCAUCUCCAUGGAGCAGAAGCUGGACGAGCUGGGACGCUCCUUCCAAAACACCUCUGAGCUGCUCACACAGACUCUCCAUCACCGCAGACUGGACCACAGGUGACCUGGGACAUCUCUUUUGAAGGCUAUGUACUCUUCAUCAAUUAAACCUCUUAAACGGAUGGAGGAACUUAAUGAUGACCAAAGGAAUUAAGAGCAGCAACGACCACAGCAGACAGUUUUAUUUUGAACAGACGUUCUGUCAUGUGUAUUUACGAACCUUUCCUUAAUGCUACGAACGUGAAUUGGGAAAAGGUUACUUUUGGUUACUUUGAACUUUUGACUCCUGAUUUAAAAUUUCAGUUCAUGAUAGAUACCAAGACGAUGAGGUUCUGGUGUUACACAGAAGAACACAUUUAGAUUUCUUCUAACACAAUCGCACAGGCCUCAGUUGGAUUUAUAUCAGUGUGAAAGUCACAGAAUAUGAAACUUAAAAAAAAAAAAAAACUAUUGUUCCUGUUUUUUUGCCUGAUACUGGGGAAGUUAGUCAUUAUCAAACCGAAGAAAACAUCUGAGGUUCAGAUGCUCAUCUCAGAAUUGGGAAGUAUGAAUCCUGCUGAGCCACAUGAUAAUAACUUUAUGACUCUAAUUUAAUACAAUGUUUCCCAGUUACAUUUAAAUGUGUGUACAACCUGAUCACUACACACUGAUGAAGGUUUCUAUAAAUUGCUGGCAACUUUUUCAAAGGUAAGUCAGAUAAAUUGUAGUUAGGUGUCAAGGGUAAGCCAGACUUCCUCACAGACUAUUGCCCUUGUACAUUGAUAUUUUCAGAAUGACCCUAAAUCAGGCUGAACCACCUGCACCCCAAUAAAGAAAUCUGUGAAUGACUUGAAUUUCCAUCAGCCCCUUAACCUGACAGGGCAUCUGUUGGCUCUAAUUACAUUAUGAAUAGGUUUUGCGUAUUAUGGUCUUCAGAACAGUGGUGUAACGGAAAAAAAAAUCUUUAUUGCUCAAGCCUUGAGUCUUGCUGUAUUUAAGUUCAUUAAGACAGAGGCUUUCAUUCCUCUCUGGUAUCUCCUCCUUGUGGACAAAAGUACGUUGCAUGUUUGGCCUUCGCUCUGGUUAAGCCUGUGCUUCUUGUUUAUUGUUUUGGAUGAGGAGAAUUAAUACCUAGAUUUGUAUGCAGUAUAAUGAUUAUAGAAGGGCAAUGAGAAUGAGAAUAAGAAAAGAGGUCGGGUCCGUUGUGUGUAGUUCUUUUAUUAACAAGAACUUCAUCUUAGUUUUACUGCUGUUUUUGAGUAUUUGAAACUGCUGGUAUGAAAGCAUAUGAAUGGCACCCGACUCAUUAUUUGACCAAUCAUUAACUGUUGCUGCUUAUUCAGGAACUAAAAAAAAAACCCAUAAUGACACAAACCAGAAAAAUUUUAGCGCUUUACAAUCAAGAUUCAUUUUUGCAUGAUGUAUUGUGAAAUAUACAUAAAAAUGCCAGGAGAAAAUGACACAAAGUGAAAAAACAACAACAA